CUAUAUCCUAGACAGGCUUCAGCUUCUUGUGGCUCCUGGUACUUGCCACACUGCAGAAGGGAACAUUGCAGCUGCAGAGUACUUCCAGGGUGCCUGGCUCUUGGAGAUUUGAGCUUUUGAGCAGAUUUCUGACUGAAGAUGAAUUUAGCAGAGAUUUGUGAUAAUGCCAAAAAAGGAAGAGAAUAUGCACUCCUUGGGAAUUAUGACUCUUCUAUGGUAUAUUACCAGGGUGUCAUCCAGCAAAUCCAGAGACAUUGCCAGUCGAUCAGAGAUCCAGCAAUUAAGGGCAAAUGGCAACAGGUCCGACAAGAAUUAGUUGAAGAAUAUGAACAAGUUAAGAGCAUUGUCAACACUUUAGAGAGUUUUAAAAUGGACAGACCUCCAGAUAUCUCUGUAUCCUGUCAAGAUGAGCCUUUCAGAGAUCCAGCUGUUUGGCCUCCUCCUGUACCAGCUGAACACAGGGCUCCACCUCAGAUAAAACGUCCCAACCGCGAUGGAAAAUCUUUGAAGAAAGACUCGCCAGGACUGCAGCCCCGCGGGCCUGCGGGCAGAGCACACCUGGUGUCCAAGGGGGAGAAAUCUUCCGGCAGCCGCGAAAGGGAAUCCAGAGCCAGGGGAAGGGAUGACAAGGGAAAGAAACUACCCCAGGAAUUCAGUGAUGGGGAAAUUCCAAAAUUUGAUGGAGCUGGUUACGACAAAGACCUGAUCGAAGCUCUUGAAAGAGACAUUGUGUCAAGGAAUCCAAGCAUUCAUUGGGAUGACAUAGCGGAUUUGGAAGAAGCCAAGAAAUUAUUAAGAGAAGCUGUUGUUCUUCCAAUGUGGAUGCCUGAUUUUUUCAAAGGGAUCAGAAGACCUUGGAAGGGGGUGCUGAUGGUUGGUCCUCCUGGCACUGGCAAAACAAUGCUGGCAAAAGCUGUUGCUACAGAAUGUGGGACAACAUUCUUCAACGUGUCUUCCUCUACACUGACGUCUAAGUACAGAGGCGAGUCUGAGAAGCUGGUCCGCCUCUUGUUUGAAAUGGCACGGUUUUAUGCGCCAACAACAAUCUUCAUUGACGAGAUAGAUUCCAUCUGCAGCCGCAGAGGCACAUCUGAUGAACAUGAGGCCAGUCGCAGAGUCAAGUCAGAGCUGCUUGUGCAAAUGGAUGGGGUAGGUGGUGCUCUGGAAAACGAUGACCCUUCCAAGAUGGUUAUGGUAUUAUCUGCUACAAAUUUUCCCUGGGACAUCGACGAAGCUCUCCGACGGAGACUGGAGAAGAGGAUUUAUAUACCUUUGCCCACAGCAAAAGGCAGGGCAGAACUACUGAAGAUUAAUCUUCGGGAAGUAGAACUAGAUCCUGAUAUCAGCCUUGAAGAAAUUGCUGAGAAGAUUGAAGGCUAUUCUGGUGCUGACAUCACUAAUGUUUGCAGGGAUGCAUCUUUAAUGGCAAUGAGAAGACGUAUUAAUGGCUUAACUCCAGAAGAGAUUCGUGCACUUUCUAAGGAGGAGCUUCAGAUGCCUGUUACCAAGGGGGACUUUGAGCUGGCUCUGAAGAAAAUCUCCAAAUCCGUUUCUGCUGCAGACCUGGAGAAGUAUGAAAAAUGGAUGGCGGAGUUUGGAUCUGCUUAAUCUCAGUGACAGCUUUCCUUUGCUGGAGUUUUAUGGUUUUUGUUGUUCUCACUUUCAAAAUGAGUUAGAAAUCUUUUUAAAGGUUUAAUAAAAGGUCUGCCUCUGCCCUCAUCCCAACCCUUUCUGCUGACAGGAUCUUUUAAGCUGCUUGCCUUUAAAGGGAAUGAACACUAUAAUGAGCUGAUAUUGUAAAAGAUAUUUUAUCUCUGAAGUAGAAAAAUAAGACAAACAGGAAGGGAAAAAUCAUACUUCUGAGGGUAGUCUUUUUAUUUUUCAAAUGAAGAGCAGUGUUACUUAACUUCCUCCUAGUCAUUUUUUAUGGCUGGAGUCAAUAAAUCAGCUGGGGGAUGUGACUCCAGAGGAACAGACAAGGGCUUGCUGUACCCCCCCUGCUCUUAAGUGCUGCUUCUGCCUCCCUUGAAUGUGGCAUCCAAGUUAUUAUUCUUUCUCUCUGUGCUCGGAUAUUCAGAGCAAAGCCUGUGGAUUAAUUGGCAUUACACAGAGGAAAUGAGGAUCAGUUUUCCAUCAAGACAUGGGCCUGACUCUCCUCUCAUGUACUCCCAUUUAGAACUGAUGUCACUUCAGACUGUUAUCAGUGUUACCUGCAAUGACUUCAGAUGGGAAUGAGAGGGAAAGAAAAAGGCAUGGUUUGUUCUUAGUCUGGUUUAUGCUUGUUCUCUGAACAUAGUUUGAACCUGUUUGACCAGUAGGCACUUUGACUUAGGUUAUAACUUGCACUUUUAUGCUUUAUAUAUCAUCUUGUGCUUUGUCUGUGCUAUCUAAAUGUAAUUGUUAUUACUAUUAUUAUUAUUUUAGUACUAAGAGUUUAAUAAAGACACUAAUUUCAAGGCUGUAUUUAAAACACAA
Serinus canaria (Common canary) is the source of this 2475-nucleotide messenger RNA. RefSeq names its product katanin catalytic subunit A1 like 1 (gene KATNAL1). Gene Ontology annotation, molecular function: microtubule severing ATPase activity; microtubule binding; ATP hydrolysis activity. The record is from RefSeq and is a predicted model, not a curated record. Lineage: Eukaryota; Metazoa; Chordata; Aves; Passeriformes; Fringillidae. Gene Ontology annotation, cellular component: microtubule; microtubule cytoskeleton. The coding region runs from base 139 to 1608 and encodes 489 amino acids. Gene Ontology annotation, biological process: microtubule severing. The transcript is spliced from 11 exons.